CCUUUUACCUUUUCAAUUCAUUCUACCGUUAACGUUGCGCGUAUCAUCCAUCCAUCCCCCCUUUCUACCACGCAAUCUUUACACAUAAUCUUCAAUCUUUAUUAUACACUCCUUGAACAUCAUCACUCAUACUCGUGAUAUUGGUCUCUAUUUUAAAAAUAGGUUUGCGACUGCUGCUGGGCUGUGGUUAGCUUUCAAUACCAUUUUCCAAAUUCCAAAUUCCAAAUUGCGUUGCGUUGGAGUCGAUUCAUCCGGAAAACCAUUUCUUGCUUCCUUAUUUUCAACUUACUACAAGCUGAAACAUCACUUCGAAAACACCAACUUAUUCUACGAAACCUUCGAUAUUUGACUUUCUUUCUACCUUUUUCUGCAUCCUCGAUAUACGAUUCGUUCAAUUGAAUCGAGGGCCCAUAUUUGCGACGAUAAUAGCCUGCGCGACAUUAAUAAUUACUUUCAACAACAACCUCCUCUCGAUCUUUUAAACCCUUUUUAUGCCAUACGGUUCAUUAAGUUCGCCAUCUCUACACAAAAUGAACGGUCAAUCGGAUUACAAAGGACGGAGGACAGCUGGGAUGCGCGGAAUGAGUAUGGAUAAUAUUCUGGGUGAUCCAUUCGCGCUGGCUACCAUAUCUAUCGCCAUGGUAUGUAUUUUUGGAGACCUGGAUAUAUGCGCCUCAAUCUACAAGAAACAAUGGGUACUGACAAGAACGGUUUAUAGCUUGCGUGGUUUAUUGCUUUCAUUGGAUCGAUACUAGCGACUGCAUCACACUCUCCUGGUGAUGGAUUUCCAGAUUAUUCAUGGUUCACUAUUGCAUAUAUGCUGUGUUGCAUUCUAGGUAUAUUCGUUGUGAUAGCAUCGGAUACAACUCAAACCUACCAUGUUGCCAUUGUUGGAUUCUUGGCUACUGGUCUCGUCUUAACAAGUUCAUCCGUCAAUUCAUUGAUUUAUUCUUCGAAUGGAGUGAAAGAAGCAACUGCAGCUGGGCAUAUACUUCUUUCUAUGGUUGCUGUAAGGUUGAUUCUCGGAAGGUCCAGACCCCUUACUAACAUUGAAUCUAGAUUGUCUGGAUGUUCUACUUUGGAUCAACACCUUCAGCUGUACCUCGAGCAUACCUGGAUUCAUUCGCACUUCACAAAGACCAUAGAGUAUCAUCAGGAAGAGGAAUGUCUACGGCUUAUGGGAAUGGGUAUGGGAAUGGGUAUGGAAACGGUCGACCGGAUACUUCAAUCUCUUCAAACGUUCCACCACAAAUGUAUACCUCGGCUCAAUUAGGUGGUUUCGAAACAUCUUCACCAGUAGCAGGAUUUCCAGGAGGUGCCGCAGGAGCAGAACGUAAUUCAUCACAACCAAGAUUUGGAGCUAGUAACCUUGGACCAAAUGGAGGCAUAGGCUCGGAAUCUACACCAGGAGAAGUCGUACAACCUACAGAAUAUCCAUACCGAGCGAAGGCCAUAUACUCUUACGAUGCCAACCCCGAUGAUGCGAAUGAGAUCAGUUUCGCCAAACAUGAAAUAUUAGAAGUCUCAGAUGUAAGUGGGAGAUGGUGGCAAGCUAAGAAAGAAAAUGGAGACACCGGAAUAGCGCCUUCGAAUUACCUGAUUUUAUUAUAAGGAUGAAUAAAGUUAUUGGGGAUUUCAUUGUGAAAAUACCAAUAUACAUCACACACCUUUGUUGGCUGGGCUUGGAAUUGGGAAUAUAUCAAAGGUGUGGAGUGUGGGAUUAGUUCUCUCCAGAGAUAAUGGAAUAACUGGAGUGCCAUUAUAGGGUUCAAUGGAUUUGGUUUGGAGUUUAUGUAAUAAAGUCAACGUGUUACGAUUGGGAGUUUUUUCUUUUGCUUUUUUCUGACUAACUAU
Molecule: messenger RNA, 1854 nt
Organism: Sclerotinia trifoliorum
Lineage: Eukaryota; Fungi; Ascomycota; Leotiomycetes; Helotiales; Sclerotiniaceae
Source: the annotation of a GenBank genome assembly